Mycosarcoma maydis (corn smut) is the source of this 3813-nucleotide messenger RNA. RefSeq lists its product as uncharacterized. The transcript has a single exon. The coding region runs from base 1 to 3813 and encodes 1270 amino acids. Lineage: Eukaryota; Fungi; Basidiomycota; Ustilaginomycetes; Ustilaginales. The record is from RefSeq and is a predicted model, not a curated record.
AUGAGCUCUUCAACACGCCCUUUCUCUCGGGAUGAAGCUACGGCCAUAUCGCCUUUGCGGAACGCCUUUGCUACAUCAUCCUCCAAACCUUUGCACAGUCCUUUCCUCACUCGACGUCCUCGUACUGGCAACGGCAACCAAUACGAUCGGCUCAACAGUCCAUCUAACGAGGGCAUGAGGCAACCGGAUGCUACUUCCACAUCCAGUAGUACUCUCGUCAACGCUGAAAGCACCUCCGACUACCGUCCUUGGGAGGUGAGAUCCGACUCCAAUAGCACUUCUCUCGACUCACUUGCACGCAGUCACGGCGGUAGAGCAACGCCGACCCUUCUUGCGCUGGACGAUAUCGGCACGCUUCCAUCCAUUCAUAUUUCGCCACUUCCCAGGCGCCCAACACCUCGCACAAACAGGGCGGCGAUAGGAUCUGCUCGGAUCAGCAACGAUUCGACGAGACCAAGCACCGACUUGAACAGCACCAGGACAUUUUCCUCGCGUCAGCUAUGCCCGGCUGACUGCCGCUGUUCUGACCAGGAUAUCGACCUUGGACUGUGUCGUCGUGUAGUGACCUCUUCGUCGUCAGGUUCUGAAUCGGGCUCCAUGUCGGUUGGAGUGCAUCAGAUGACGCCACGAGCCGCAGAUGCUAUCAUAACUUCCUCCUCCGAGCCGGCUGUUCUUGAUGCAGACAUGGAAACGCGCAAUGCUGUGGAUGUCGAACAGGCAGACCGAUCUCAAAGGUCCUUGCAUUCACAGUCUGAUGCUCGCUCACAGGCACGUGAUUUCGAAAAGCAUCCGAUCCUAAUUCCACGAUCAGUACGCCCAAGGGCGAGGGAUGGUGGUGCGCGGUCUCCCAAUUCGAGCUACCAACGCUCUUUUGACCAACUGCAAAGAGGUCUCGACACACUCGAAAGCAACGAAUCCGACGCAGACAGUGAUGCCGACCAAGCACAUGCUGUCCAAAGACGAGCAGAGUCCAUGGCACGCUGGACUGCUCGUCGCUCUUCCCUCUCACAAUCCAACGUUCAUCCCCGCUCACCUGCCUCCAACCUCGAUUCGGCUCUGCAUUCGCCUACUCUACCAAACUCCACUCCGAUCCAUUCCACAGCACGGCCUCUCGCAUCCGACUCUUCAUUAUCUCGACGCACACCCGCGUUAAAGCUUAUAGACGAUGAGAAGUCUGCGAGAUCCUUAUCUUCGAGUAGCCCACUGAAAGCCACGCCAGGCCGCAAAAGUAUCGCCGCGGUCUUCGAGUCGAUGCAAAAGGAACGAGAAGCACGUGCCGCUGAGGAGCACCGGCAGUGGCAAGAAAAGCAGGCACGUAGGGAACGCGAACGAGCUGCUCGAGCUUUCGGUGUGCCUUUGCGGCGCAGGACGUCGACCUCAAGCUCUCAGUUGGGUGGUACUGGCUCUACUUCUUUGGGACCUGAUACGCCGUUGAGCCAAGGCCAAACCACCGAAUAUCUCUCGACCUUCUCGAAAGCUUCUCCAUCUCGUUCUCCCGCCGCGAGCGUGGUUAGUGUCUCGCCCUUACUCUCCAGCCCGCGUUCGCCAAAAGUGGACGAUGGCAUCGCGACGGAAGUCCGAUCUCGACAUUUGGGAGAGGAGGCAGCGGGGAGUAUACCUGAGACGCUGGCAGAAGCUGAUGAAACUGAUGGCAAAGAUGAAGAUUUGAAAGAGGCUUCACCAUCGGAAGGGCCCUCGACCACAGUACAGCAAGGACCAGCAACAACGACACCGACAACACCUCCAACAAAGCACAUGUCCGCGUUUGGCUUUGCUUCACAGCCCAUGGCGCUUGAUGUCUCUCCCAUCCGCAGUAUUUCGGACGUUUCCAGCCCGGCCUCCUCACCGCGCAAGAACGCUCAUCGUCGGCAGAACACCAACACGGUUAGUGUCGCGGCCCGACUUCCAUCCACCUCGAUUGUUGCAGCGAGGCAGAGGCUCAACCAUGUUCUGGGUCAUAGUACCGCCGAGAUAUCUGCACCUGAUAAACAAGCGGAAGGAGGGAAUCGAGAGACCACACAGAUGCCUCACCCACAGACACCACACCCACAAACGCCAAUCGGAGGCAUCUUGUCGUCCACCAAAAAAGGCUUGGCGUCAUUGAGCGCAGCGCGACGAGGACACAGUGUCCGCUUCAGUCCGAGACCUGACUAUCGGUCCGAUUCGGGAUCCUGGGACGAAACGCAGAGUGUUAACGCCAACGACGGCGACGAGUCUCGAGAUGCGGCUGUAUCGCGUUUGGUAUUGCCGGCAAAGCAGAUCACUAUUCCCGAGAUGUUGGCGACUGCUUCUUUGCCAGUGCACGUGCCAUCUGCAAAUGAGGAAGAGCAACAAGCGUCGGAAUCCAGCGUUGAGAGCGUUGGCGAACAUGUGACAGGACCGCAAUUGCCGGUAGAAUCACCUGUCAGUCAACCGCAUACACCUGCGUCUCCGGUUGGCUUGCGCUCAGCGAACAAUUCGGUAGCAACAUCUUUUUCUCAAAGCGUUCGAUUCCCUGGAGCUUACACAGCAACACCCAUCAAGAGUUACUCGAGACACUUGAUUCGACCCAGUCCCAAGAUUGAACGCGUCCCGACGGACGUUGUGCCUGCCGCUGUACGCGCCGCACCCACUGCAGUCACGAGAGAUUUCGGGCUGUUCCCAGCUUUGGAUUUGGAUUCAGCUUCAUCGAUCCCACGUGAGUCCACACCGCCACCUUGUUCGACAGCGUCAAAAUCUUGCACACCCCAAAUGCUGCCAGCGGACGAUCCAAGAAAUUCACCGCGUUCGCCACGACGCGUCGAUCUGAGUCGUGAUCGAGUUGGCCACUCGAAUGCCGAUUCAGAUUCGUCCAACUCUUCGGCUGGAAAAGGAUCAGCAGCGAGGCAGGUCGAUGCGAACACUGGCGCAAAUGAGCAUCAACGUGGCAAGCAAGUGGAAGUAGAUGCGACCAUCAGCAAGAUCUUGGAGACGGUACAGGCGACACAUAGUUCCAAGUUGCGACGGAUGCAAUUGGGCGAUCGGCUGAAUGGGAUAGACGAGCGGAUGCGAAAGCUUGAUGUUGCAAGUGCGCAAAGUGAUAGGGGUGAGGGAUCGGUGCGGUUCGAGCCAGGUGUCGAACAGGCCAAGUCGAAGAGGGCCAGGUUGAAGGAAGAGUUUGAUAGGCAGGACGAGCAGGACCAAGGUCGAAUGGACGAGUUGAAAUCCAACGUCAUACACGCACUUGGCGUCUUGGCGGAUCGGAUCAUGCAGCUUGAAGCGAUCAACGCAUCGAGUCUUGUCGACUCUGGCACGACACGAGAUGUUGCGAGCAUCACAUCUAGGACACAUGGUCUCACUCGGAUACGCAACGGAUUGUCACGCCGAACGACCGUGUUGCUGGUUUUGCUCCAGUGUGCUAUCAUGGCGUGCUUGUUGAGUGUGGCCGAACAAAAAGCGCAGCGAAUGCGAAUGUUCAAUGCUUCGCGCCAGCUCGCGCUCCUCUAUCGCACCAGUCCCAACAUCGAAUGGAACGCCCCAGCUUCCGAUCCACACCUUGAGCCACUACUCCACAUCCCUCUGCUCCACCAACUCUACACAAGCUUCCCCCCCCUUCCUUCACCACACCCCGUGCAUCCUCAUACCUCGCCCGCAAACCCCUGGCACAACUACACCACCUACAUACACCUCAAUGGCCUCACCACCUUCAUGUUCCAGCUAGCUGUAUACGCUGUAUCCCAAUCCCUGGCUUGCGUCAUCCUCCUCAUCAUCGCCCCCCUACAAGUCGUCUGGAUCGUCUUACACAAUCCCAACGCCCCUCACCCCACUCCACCUGCUUUCCGUACCGCAUUGUAA